AUGACCCCAGCACGGCCGCCCCCGCUCCCAUGGCCUCGCCUUUUGACCCCGGGCCCGGAAGUGACGCCGGGUCGAAGAUGGCCGCCCGCGGCCUCGGCUCUCCGGCGGGGAAGGCGCUGGGCCUGGGGGCGCUGCCGUGGCCGCGGGCAGCGCCUCGGCCUCCAGGAUGAUGUGAGGCAAAAAGUUCACCUUGGCACCUUUGGCUUCUUCAAGAAUGAGUUCAUGAUGGUCAAUGUCAGCAACCUUUCACUGAAGGGACCUUGGAGCCUUGAUGACGAGCAGCUCAGCAGUGGGAUUCGAUUUAGACCGAACAAGGAAUAUGGAAAAGUAGAGCCCUCUUCAGAAGCUGCUCCCUAGGUGCCUGAAAUUUUCUUCAUGACUGAAGCCAUUGUGUUGGUUACCAAGACUUCAGAACAAACCCGUGAGUCUCAGCACACGUAUGUGGGGAGCAACAAAAGUCCUAGCAGCCAAGGUGACAAGUCCAAAAGAAGCAUAACAGCAUCUCAGAAUGUAAUGGAGCAAGAGCACAGUUUUCAUAAAGAUAAAGGAACUGUUUCAUUCCAGUUUUAUUUUAAUAUCCACUCUGAAAACGAAGGAGGUCUAUACAGACUUUGCUUCCACAAAUGUGUUGGCAGUGAUGUGCAGACCAGUGAUCAGCUCCUGUUUAGCCUUGAUAUAGAGAUCAAGGAAAAGAACCCUGAAAGUUACCUCGCGGGUGAGAUCCCACUUCCAAAACUCUGCAUUUCUAUGGCUUUCCUCCUCUUUCUUUCUGGGACUGUGUGGAUCCACAUCCUUCGUAAAUGCAGGAAUGAUGUGUUUAAGAUUCACUGGUUAAUGGCAGCCCUCCCUGUCACAGAAUCUCUGUCCUUGAUGUUCCAUGUGGUAAAUUACCACUACGUUUCCUGUCAGGGAUUUUCCAUUAAAGGCUGGGCUGUUGUCUAUUACAUCACUUACCUGCUGAAGGACCUUCUGCUGUUCAUCACCAUCAUACUGAUUGGCACUGGCUGGGCUUUCAUUAAAUACAUCCUUUCAGAUAAAGACAAAAAGGUCUUCAUGAUUGUCAUCCCACUACAGGUCCUGGCAAAUGUGGCAUACAUCAUCGAAGAGGCAACAACUGACCAUGGGCUGUGGAAACAAAUUCUAUUCCUGGUAGACCUACUGUGUUGUGGAGUGAUCCUAUUUCCAGUAGUAUGGUCAAUAAGACACUUAAAAGAGAUCUCAGCCACAGAUAGGAAAGCUAUUAUCCUAGCAAAGCUGAAGCUGUUCAGACAUUACUACAUUAUAAUUGUAUAUUAUGUUUACUUCAGACUGGUCAUUCCAAUUCUCAUCAAGUUUGCAGUUCCAUUCCAGUGGAAUUGGCUCUACCAGCUGUUGGAUGAAAUGGCAAGGUUUAUGUUCUUUGUUCUUACAGGGUACAAGUUCUGUCCGGCAUCAGAUAACCCUUACCUCCAUCUCUCUUAGGAUUAUGAAGAUGACCUGAAGGUGGAAGCUGUGGUGGCUACUUCAGGGGUGAUGAAAAGCAAGGAGAAGAUCAAGAAAGCGGUAAAUGGUUCAGCGGAGCUCUGGCACAAAUGGAAGAACAAAGCACAAGGGGCCGAUUCCACUGGACCAAGGCAGCACUUUCCAAGAAAAUGUUACUGUAUUACUACUCCUCCGUGGAAAGUGAGCAACCUGAGCUUCCCAACACUGGGACUGCAGACUGGGGUGUGUGGAGGGGAGCAAAAUAUUGCAAAAAGCUUAUUAUUCCUCUGUUAAGGAUAUGGGCUUAUUAUGGGAUAUUGUUACACACAAGGAAUCUAGAGCUUUCUUAGGGAUGCUGGGUGGCUUAUUUGCUUCACCCCUCCUUUCUGGAACUACUAGGACUUCUGAAUUGUUUGCAGUUGUGUUCUCUGGAAUGCGUAAUAUCAAUGUGAAGAGAGACCUAUAGUGUGUGUGGGUAAAGUAAAUAUUUAUAUAAUGCAUACACACGUGCGGUGAGAUGCCUGUGCUGGAAAUUAUGAAGUGUCAUGAAAGGUGGGGAAGUGGGAGGGUCCAUCAGAGGAGCUUGUUCUUGUGGAAUGAAAAGGUGGGAGAACCCCUGAAAGAAUUCUGUGACUAGCCUCUACUGCAGCAUGAGUCUUCCCCUCUUUUUAUACUGAGCCAUAUUGCCUCUGUUGGUGGCCUCUUGCCUCUGGCUAGGAUGUGUAGCAUCCACAGGCUGCUGCCUGAGCAGCUGAAUGUCAGAAAGGCAUAUAGACUGCAGCUACCAGAUACUAGGCCUUAAUCUUCAUUAAGAGAUCUGGACAUUCAGUGUUGACUACACUUCUGCAGAAGAAUGGCAGUGUGGGGUUUCACCACGUAAAUGUGCUAACAUUUCUCUGAUGAGAAACCCACUUGGGAUCGAAUUUGGUGAAUGACUGUUGCAGAACUCAAGUUUCCAGGCACUGGAGAAUUGCAACCACGGGGAGCUUUGUCCUUUCAGUAAAGACUGGAACAGGAUGCAGUGGAGUUUGGUUUUAGAAUGUUGAUUCAUUUCUCUUUUGGACUGGAGCUGAGAUUGCAGAGCUCUUAAUAAAUGAGUUUUAAAGAA
This is a messenger RNA of Dermochelys coriacea (leatherback sea turtle), 2569 nucleotides long. It is a transcript of the gene GPR107, whose product is annotated as G protein-coupled receptor 107. Gene Ontology annotation, cellular component: membrane; clathrin-coated vesicle; Golgi apparatus. Gene Ontology annotation, biological process: clathrin-dependent endocytosis. Lineage: Eukaryota; Metazoa; Chordata; Testudines; Dermochelyidae. The record is from RefSeq and is a predicted model, not a curated record. Gene Ontology annotation, molecular function: clathrin heavy chain binding.